This is a messenger RNA of Capsicum annuum, 465 nucleotides long. Lineage: Eukaryota; Viridiplantae; Streptophyta; Magnoliopsida; Solanales; Solanaceae. The record is from the annotation of a RefSeq genome assembly.
AUGACCAGAAUUAAACGGGGAUAUAUAGCUCGGAGACGUAGAACAAAAAUUCGUUUAUUUGCAUCAAGCUUUCGAGGGGCUCAUUCAAGGCUUACUAGAACUAUUACUCAACAGAAAAUAAGAGCUUUAGUUUCGGCUGAUCGGGAUAGGGGUAGGAAAAAGAGAGAUUUUCGUCGUUUGUGGAUCACUCGGAUAAACGCAGCAAUUCGCAAAGGGGGAGUCUCCCAUAGUUAUAGUAAAUUAAUACACAAUCUGUACAAUAGACGGUUGCUUCUUAACCGUAAAAUACUUGCACAAAUAGCUAUAUCAAAUAGGAAUUGUCUUUAUAUGAUUUUGAACAAAAUCAACCCGGAGUCUUUACCGGAGUCUUUACCGGAGUCUUUACCGGAGGCUUUACCGGAGGCUUUAAAAACUCCCCAGGCUCUCCUGAGAAUAAAUGGAGGUUUCUUCUACCGGACGAGUUAG